Molecule: messenger RNA, 3843 nt
Organism: Schistosoma intercalatum
Lineage: Eukaryota; Metazoa; Platyhelminthes; Trematoda; Strigeidida; Schistosomatidae
Source: the annotation of a GenBank genome assembly
AUGGCAAAUAAAUAUUCUGGAUUUUUAAUAGUGUGUAUUACAUACCAUAUCGUUUUUAUCACUUUGCUUAUUCCUAUAAUCAGUGGAUACACUUGUACUCCUGGUACUGGAGAAAUUUUACUUCGAAGCUCCGCACUUAAUUCAGCGGAGAAACGAGUAGAAAACGAUAUAACUUCUAACAGUAACAACGAAGAUGGAAACGGAAAGCACUUAAUAAAACAAGGUAUAUUCACCUCACCAAAAUGGCCCAAAUCAUAUGAAUCUGGGACACGUUGUGUUUAUCGUUUUAUAGCGGAUGUUGGUGAGAAAGUUCAUAUUAAAUUUGAUCACUUUGUUUUAUCGGGUGAUAUGCCGAGUUGUUCAGUCGACUUCUUGGAUGUGUAUAUUGAUGUUGCUUCGUCAACACUAGAUUUGGAUAGACAAGCCGCAAUACUUGUUGAAGCCUCUUCUUCUUUAUCAUCAUCAUCAUCUAAUGAACUACACACAACAACACCAUUUUCAGCCUCUGUUUAUUCUUCCGUAUUAGAUAAAUCAGAUUUAUUGGGUCGAUAUUGUGGUGAUUAUCUAGCGACCAACUCUGUCACAUUUAUUAGUUUACAUAGAGAGAUUGUAUUGGAUUUUUAUUCCGAGUUAGAAAAAGUGGCGAAUCCCUGGUAUACAACUGGAAAAUCCACUAUAUUCGGUUUCAACGGAACAUUCGAAUUUAUUAAUGAUGAUGCAUUCUAUCCUGGUAAGGCUGUUUCUUCCUCUGAAUUGUAUAUACCAUUUGAAGAUGACAUUACUACUAGUACUGGCAAUGCUACUGCUGCUUCCACCAUAACUAGUAGUAACUGUCGUUUUCGUAUUGAAGCAGAUCAUAUUGCUAAACCUAACAUAAAUGGAGAUAUGACUAAAUUAGAUGAAAUAUCUGGUGAAUUAAUUUCACCUACCUACCCAGGUUACCAACCUAACAAUCUUCUCUGUGUAUAUCAGUUAAUUGGGCUUCCAUAUCAGCGAAUUAGUUUGGAUAUUUUGGACAUAGACUUAUACUCAGGAUCACCAGGAUGUCCAAAAGAUUUUAUCCAAUUCUAUGAUGGUUUUCAAAUAGACAAUACCAGUAUAAGUCGAAAUUCUAUCGGUCAACGAAUAUGUGAUAAUUCGAAUAAUAUUCAUAUCGUAUCUACGGGAGCAAGUUUAGUGAUACUAUUCGUUACUGGUCAAAUUCAGUUGCUAAACUAUGUAAAUAAUAAAAGAGAUAAUGUAGUAAUGAAUGCAUUGAGUACAAGACGUCGAGGUUUUCGAUUACGUUAUACAUUUACCAAAAGGUUAUUGCCUGUCAGUGAAGCACCUGGAGGCGAGCACGUCCGUGGAACAGAAUGUGAUUAUGUGAUAAAAAGUCAAGGUUCCAUUGAAAAACAGUUUGAAUCACCCACAAUGCGCAAUAAUUUCGUAUUAACUCCAGAUAGAGUAUGCAAUUUCAUAUUUAUCGGAGAACGAUUUGAACAAUACAUCGAAAGCGUAUCAAUUGGAUUUGAACGAAUCGAAUUACCUAAGUCAAGUGAAGGAAGUCAAAUAUGUGAUCGUGGACACAUGGCAAUUUAUGGUAGUAGAUCAUUACCUGGUGAACAAAUUAACAGACCAACCUAUGAAUAUUCUCAUGAAAUACUUCAAUCUAAUAAAGAACCCGAUCAUGUGUUUUGUGAUCGAUCAAAUGAACUAGAAUCGCUCAAAAUCGGAUCAGGUUUUCAACAUCAUGAUUAUCCAAUAGUUGGACGACACAAUGUCUUACUGGUGAGAUUUAAUUCAACGGGAGCCGACUUACCCGGUUUAAAUAUGAAGUUUAUUCUAAGUUAUAGGUUUAAAAAGGACUUUGGUAUUCCCGGUAUAAUGAUUAAUCCUGAAAGUUGUCAGUUUAUGUAUGUAAAUCCAUCGCAGUCGACAACCUCUGUUUCUUCAUUGUCAUCAUCUUCUUCCGAACCGUCAUCCUCAUCUACCUCAAAAACAAAUACAGUAAAUUUCAAAGGAUGGACCAACUCACCUCUCUACCCAAAUAAUUACCCACCUAAUUCAGAUUGUUUGUAUAUAAUUACACCACAAAAUGAAUUUGCUGUAGAACAAUCCAUACGUCUAGUCUUUGAAACAUUUGCAACUACAUAUCGAACCCAGUUGAAAGUAUCAAUUGAAAACCAAUCAGAACUGGAAAAAUUUCAAAUUUGUUAUCAGGAUUUCCUUGAAAUCAUCCAGUUAUACAUUCCUUUAAAAGAAGAAGUAAUGAGUGCAUUAACUUCACGUGUCAAUUAUCCACUGUUACUUGAAGUAUCAUAUGAUGUCUGGAUACAACGUUGGCAUAAUUUAGAGAAAGAAUUACAAAUUUAUUUAGGUACAAAUCAACAUAUACUUGAACCUAUAAGUAUAUACUGCGGGAAAUAUAUACCGGGUCCAAUAGUCUCAGAUCCAACUGCCACAGCCAUUUUAAUGAGAUUUCAUAGUGGACAAAAUACAACUUCAAAGGGCUUCACAUUAAGUUAUGAAUUUCUCCCAAAAAUACGUCUUGAUCCAAUAAAAUCAAAAGUUGUUGGUAGACCGGGGAACAAAAAUGGUGAUAGUGCUGACGACAAGCAUCCAGUCAAAAGUACUAGCAGUGGUUUAAUUACUUCACCAAAUUUUCCCAAUUUAUAUGUCAAGGACUUCAAUUAUGAAUGGUAUAUUCAAGGAACUACAGAGAAAAGUCGCAUUCAAUUAUAUUUCAAUUCAUUGGAUUUAGAAGGUUCGAAAAUGAAUUGUUCAAGAGCAGUUCUUCGGAUAUAUGAAGAUCGUAACCCAAGAAGUUCAUAUGAACUUUGUGGAAAUCCUAAUGAACUCCUGCCUAUCGUUAUACCAAAUUCUGUAGCACGAGUAAAAAUGCACACAGCAACGGAUGCAUCUGGUUCAAAAGGAUUCGAGUUAAUUUGGACUGAUCUACUACCAAUAGAUCCUGAAACUGGAUGUAAAGGUUUCCUCUGUGAGAGCACAGGUCAUUGUUUAUAUACAGAUCUAGAAUGUAAUGAAGUACUGAAUUGUGGAAUGUAUCAAAAGGAUGGGAAAUGGUUAAAGGAUGAAUCAGAUGAAGCAAGCUGUUCAUUGAGACUGAGUUACAACUUAGUUCAUAUUGGUACGGGUAUUCUACUAGCACUAAUUCUACUUCUUGGUAUAGCUUGCUACAUUUACUAUCGUGAAUAUAAACGCCGAAAACAUAUGCCAUUGGAUCCCCUAACAGAAUUAACGGGUUCAAAGCCUUCUCUAUCACUUAAUCAGUCAGCUCACAGAUUGACCACCCACUGUCCAAAUAAAAAACAGUUACAUAAGUGUCAUAAUUCACAGAGUACAGGGUUGUUAUGCGAUUUGUCAACCGAGAAAGAAAUGGUCUUUACAGAUAUCGGUCCAAUAAAGAAGCAUCAGCACCAGCAACACUAUCACCAUCAUCAACAUCGUCAUUUACUACAUUCACAUCAGUUACCGCCACAUGCUCACUCUCAUCGGUACCAUCACCACAGUUACAACAAAAAGAUGACUGAACACAGUACACACUCACAACUAAUCAAUGCAUCUCAUGACUGUCAUAGUUCACACUUUUCACUCGAUAACCAACACGAUUAUUGUCAUACGAUUAGAUUAAAUAAUAAGACACAACACCGGACAUCGUCACAUUCAGGAUCAUUAGUUAAAAAUGGAGGUGGUACAGUAAUAUCGGAUUCUGUACAUAGUUGCGGAGGUAGUAAUAAUAAUACAAGUGGUUUGAUUGUCGGAACUGGAAGAAAUUUAUCAACAACAGCCGACGGUGGGUUACUUAUAAGAGAGAAAAUGCAAAAAAUAUCAAUAGUUUAA